CCUCUCGCUAUUUAUUCCUCCCCGUAGCCCUGUGGCUGAGGCUGAAUCAUCCCGACCCGAGCAAGCAACGGGCUCGCAGCCGCCAUGGCCAGGCUCCUCAUCACCUCCUACCUGGUGUUCCUGCUCCUCGGCUCCUGGACCGACGUUGCCUUCUCCAAGAAGGGCAAAACGAAACCCAGUGGUGGCAGUUGGGGCACGGGGAGCCAUCGCCAGCCCAGCUACCCCCGGCAGCCCGGCUACCCCCACAACCCGGGCUACCCCCACAACCCGGGCUACCCCCACAACCCAGGGUACCCCCAUAACCCCGGCUACCCCCACAACCAGGGCUGGGGCCAGGGUUACAACCCAUCGAGCGGAGGAAGCUACUACAACCAAAAGCCAUGGAAACCCCCCAAAUCCAAGACCAACCUCAAGCAUGUGGCCGGGGCGGCGGCAGCGGGUGCUGUGGUGGGAGGGCUGGGGGGCUAUGCCAUGGGCCGGGUCAUGUCGGGGAUGCACUAUCGCUUUGAUAGCCCCGAUGAGUACCGGUGGUGGAACGAGAACUCGGCGCGCUACCCCAACCAGGUUUACUACCGGGAUUACAGCAGCCCCGUGUCUCAGGACGUCUUUGUCGCCGACUGCUUUAACAUCACGGUGACCGAAUACAACAUCGGACCCGCUGUCAAGAAGAACGCCUCGGAGGCUGGGUCAGCGACCAACCAAACGGAGGCGGAGCUGGAGACCAAGGUGGUGACCAAGGUGAUCCGGGAGAUGUGCAUCCAGCAGUACCGCGAGUACCGCCUGGCCUCCGGCAUCCGGCUGCAUCUCGCCGAUGCCUCCCUCGCCGCCCUCCUCCUCCUCACCCUCUUCAUCAUGCACUGAUGCACCCCGCAGCUUCGAGAUGUCACCCGUGUCCCUUUGGGGACCCCCGAACUCCCUUAUUCUUGCUUAAGGUCAUCUUUGGUGAAGAGCCCCUGGGGCACACGGGCACCAAUGCUCCCCAUCACCUCCGGGUUAGGCAACCUGAUGAAGCUUUCCUUCUCCACCCUGGUGUGGCAGGACAGUGAUGGAGCUGGAUGCCCAAAGAAAAGGCCUUCACCACCACCUCCUCCUCCUCAGGGCCAUCCUGAGAGGGACUGGGCAGAGAGGAGCUCACCCGGUCCUUGGCGUCUCUGCAAGGGCGCUUCUGAAGAUCCUCUUUGCUAACAAGCAGGGUUUUAUCUAAUCCCCUUAACCCCACUGCCACCAAGACCCCUUUCCCCGAUGCACCCGUGGCAUUGCACCCAUCCAUACCCCACAGCGGGUUUAGGAGGGUCAGCUAUGGGGUUUUCAAGCAACAAGCUGCCAGGUUGCAAUUCCCACCUUUUAAUCCCAAGCCCCGCCAUCCCUUAUGUACAUACGGACCUGCCCGCUCCGCGCCUUGCAUGCUGCAAAUACCCCUGCAGCAACACACAUUAAAAAAGUGAUUUUUGGUUGUUUUCCUCCACAGCAAGGCUGCAGCCCUUGGCCAGGUUUUGGUUGACCCCCUCCAGCUCCGCUUUGCUUUUGGUUGAGCCUCAUUGUCUUUCUUAGCCUAUCUAAAGGCAAAAAGUGCUGCUGAAUGUCCCCUAAAAGCCCCAAGGUGGGAGCGCUUGCUGUGGUCUAGCCCAAGAUAAAGCUAUUGUGGAUGUGCUAUAGGUGACAAGUCACACUCGCACUUCGGUACCUUGACCUAAAGGAUGUUCUCAUACAGCAAAAAGGAUGUUUAGGGGGGUUAAGCACAUAGCAAGAAACAUAAAUCAGCCGAAUCACGUGGCUACAGCAAACAGCAUCGGGAAAACCAAGCCUGGGAUGGGAGAUGCUUCAAAAAACCCCACAUUUUGCAAGUAAUUUAUGGGUAAAAUUCCUGCUUUUGGUGUUUAGGUCGAUGCUGGGUUGUGUAGAACCUGUAGCAUCCUUAAAGUUACGCUUGUCAAACCCGUGACCCUGAGUUCUAUUGAGUAUCUCUCGUGUACUUUUCUGCGAGGCACUGAAUGACACCGUCCUAACUCAUUUUUCGCCUUGAUGUAAGCUAAAUAAAUAUAUAUAUAUAUACACACAUGAAAAUAGAGAGGAAAGGAAUCUUUCAGGGUAUUCACCAGAGAAGCAGGGCUUUGGGGUAAACGCGGACUUUGUGAUACGCGGCUGUUUUGUAAACCCAUCCCGGUGCAUGUCUGAACUGUGCUGUUCUGAUACUUUUCUAAGUGUUCCACGUCUGGUACAAAUUAAAACGGAUAAAGCCAA
Molecule: messenger RNA, 2241 nt
Organism: Pezoporus occidentalis (night parrot)
Lineage: Eukaryota; Metazoa; Chordata; Aves; Psittaciformes; Psittacidae
Gene: PRNP
Product: prion protein (Kanno blood group)
Exons: 2
Coding region: 85-861 (258 amino acids)
Biological process (GO): protein homooligomerization
Cellular component (GO): membrane
Source: RefSeq, a predicted model, not a curated record